CGCUAACGCUGCUAAGAACAGAAUGUAGGGCACUAGGAGGCAAUUUGGGAUUUAGUCAGAGAUACAUGUGCGAACAUUGAGUGGACAAGGAAAGGUGAAUAUACCUGGUUAUUUGUGAGACAGGAUCCAAAUCAUUAAAGUGUGGCUCGUUGUUACUUUGUCGGAGCUGCCAAUGCUAGAUUUUACCAUCUUUAGCUAGCCGAGUUAGCCGUCGCUAACGCUAACGCUAACGACUUGUCAGAAUGCACGGCGUGAAGGUUGGGUGCUUUGGCUUGCUCGCUUCCAGACAGCUGCUAAGCCAAACCAAUUUGCUAUCCAGUUAUAUCCGUGGUGCAGGCUGUGCGCAAGACUUGUUUUAUAAUGUUGUUGGACGCCAAACAUCAACGGCGACGUCUGAACCGGUGAUAAUCCGCGUCCCGAGGCGCAUGCAAAACCGAAUAGACAAUGUGAAGCAGGUGAAACGCAAACACCUCGAUAAAGUGGCCACAGUAAAAGCCGGUAGACUGCUGAUCAAAAGCAAGAACCCACUACUGAAUCAAUAUGUCAGUUACACUCUGGGUAAAUUUGAAGAACCAGUCCUCACGUCGAAGGGGUGGAAGAAUAACAAGUCAUUUGGGGACUACUUUACCAUCAACAGCACCCAGAGUGCUCCUCCGUUCCUCCCUGAGCCUAAAGAGGAGACGAAACAGGAUGGACAUGGUCCCAGAAAAACAUUCAGCCACCUCCAUCUAUCGUCAGAGCUGGUCGAGACGCUGAGGAGUCACAAUAUCACUCAUCCCACGAUCGUGCAGUUGCAGACCAUUCCCAAACUGCUCCGGGGUCACAACAUCCUGUGUGCUGCUGAGACGGGCAGCGGAAAAACUCUCGCUUACCUCCUGCCCAUUAUCCACAGAUUACAUAAAGAGAUGAGACAGAUGGAGCUGGGGUCAGAGCAGAAGAUACAAGCGCUGGUCCUUGUGCCGUCCAGAGAGCUGGCCGAGCAGGUGACGUCAGUUGCACGGGACAUGAGCCAACCGUUUGGGUUAAAGGUUAAAGUUGUAGGUGGAGGAAGAGGAGUCGGGAGCAUCAAAGCAGCUUUCAGCUAUGGUCAGCCUGAUCUUCUGGUUGCUACACCUGGCGCCUUGCUGAAGGCUCUCUGGAGACGCUUUGUUGAUCUGAGCGAACUUCGUUUUAUCGUUGUAGAUGAAGCUGAUACGAUGUUUGACCCCAGUUUCGUCAACAUGCUUGAGAAGAUCCUCCGGCACACCCAGGUCGCUGCAAAUCUCUCUGAGAUAACCGGACCCACACCAAAAGCACAACUGGUGGUAGUGGGUGCCACUUUCCCUGGAGGAGUCGGCGAGCUGCUGGAUAAAGUGACCGAUCUGGGCAGCUUGGUGACUGUUAAGAGCCGGAUGUUGCAUUACUUGAUGCCGCAUGUCAAGCAGACCUUUGUGAAAGUGCGAGGCUCUGAGAAAAUUCUGGAGCUUAACCAAGCCUUGAAGGAGGCGGAGUCUGAUCGGAAAGGCGUUUUGGUGUUCUGCAACUCGGCUGCCACCGUCAACUGGCUUGGUUACACGCUGGAAGAGAUGGACCUCCGUCACACACGUCUUCAGGGAGAAAUGCCUGCCUCCAUGAGGGAAGGAAUCUUUCAGAGCUUCCAAAAAGGCCAUGUUGAUGUUUUGCUUUGUACCGAUAUUGCCUCACGAGGACUUGAUACACAAAGAGUGGGGUUGGUGAUUAACUAUGACUUCCCAGAAUCCCAUACAGACUACAUCCACCGUGCAGGCCGCGUAGGCAGGGCAGGAGCCUCAGGUGGAGGACACGUCCUAAGUUUUGUCACCCAUCCAUGGGAUGUAGAGCUGGUGCAGAGCAUCGAAACAGCAGCCAGGAGGAGAAUGUGUUUACCAGGAAUGGGGACAGAGAUCCAGAAACCAAGCAAAACAUUAUCACAGGAGAGCAAAUGAUAUUACACAAACUGAUUCUUACUGCUGUUUUUAUUUUUAUUAUUAUUUUUUUCCAGAAUACUCAUAGAAUAUGUUUAGGAACACCUUAUGUAAUAGAGUUGAGUGCAAAAGUUUGCACCCCCCUUAAUUGUUCAGUUAAAAGAUUAAUUUACUUCACAUGCUUAACAUUUAAAUAAAUAAAUAUUUAUUCUAGGAUGUUAAAAAUGAAAUCUUGUAACAAAGGCAACAACCAAAGGUACACAAAAAUCCACUUAAAAAGGAGUCCAUAUAUGGUUUUGAUUUAUGUAAUUAUUUUUAUAUUUGUCACUAAUAAAAUAUCUGAAUGUUAUAUUACUUAUUCAUUUUGUUACAUAUAAAAAAUAAAUACCAAUGAAACCUCA
Hemibagrus wyckioides is the source of this 2323-nucleotide messenger RNA. It is a transcript of the gene ddx28, whose product is annotated as DEAD (Asp-Glu-Ala-Asp) box polypeptide 28. NCBI's taxonomy places the organism in Eukaryota, Metazoa, Chordata, Actinopteri, Siluriformes, Bagridae. Gene Ontology annotation, molecular function: ATP binding; nucleic acid binding; RNA helicase activity. Bases 243 to 1943 code for a protein of 566 amino acids. Gene Ontology annotation, cellular component: mitochondrion. The transcript has a single exon. Gene Ontology annotation, biological process: mitochondrial large ribosomal subunit assembly. The record is from RefSeq and is a predicted model, not a curated record.